Messenger RNA from Entelurus aequoreus (snake pipefish), 2884 nucleotides. It is a transcript of the gene mark1, whose product is annotated as MAP/microtubule affinity-regulating kinase 1. The transcript has 19 exons. Gene Ontology annotation, cellular component: cytoplasm. NCBI's taxonomy places the organism in Eukaryota, Metazoa, Chordata, Actinopteri, Syngnathiformes, Syngnathidae. Gene Ontology annotation, biological process: intracellular signal transduction; protein phosphorylation; microtubule cytoskeleton organization. The coding region runs from base 270 to 2627 and encodes 785 amino acids. The record is from RefSeq and is a predicted model, not a curated record. Gene Ontology annotation, molecular function: tau-protein kinase activity; ATP binding; protein serine/threonine kinase activity.
CCCUCCUCCCCAACUCGGUCUCUCCUCCCUCUUCCUCUCGCCGGAGCAACCUUAGCUUUGUGACAACCUGCUCCGGAGCCCCCAGCGGAACAUCUGGCGGCCCACCCGGUAUCCCAAUUGGCGGGGCAAUGCCGCGUUAGCUAGCCGCCGUUUGCGCACUUCCGGCCGGGGUGGCUUUGUGCUGAGGAGUGGGGGUGGGAUGUAGAGAGAGAGAGAGGCGGACCAGCGCCGAGCGGCCUUAGCCCGGGGAUUUCUCUCUUAAAUACAAGAUGUCGACCAGGACGCCAUUGCCCACGGUCAACGAGCGGGACACGGAGAACCACUCGUCAGUGGAUGGCUUCGCAGAGCCUCCAGUUCCCCCGACCAAGUCUGCGAGUCGCCACAGCCUGCCGCGAUGUCGCAACUCCUUCACCUCCACGGAAGAGCACCCCCACAUCGGGAAUUACCGCCUCCUCAAGACCAUCGGAAAGGGGAAUUUUGCCAAGGUGAAGCUGGCGCGGCACGUCCUGACUGGACGAGAGGUGGCAGUGAAGAUUAUAGAUAAAACUCAACUGAAUCCUACCAGUCUACAGAAGCUCUUCAGGGAAGUGCGAAUAAUGAAGCUACUGAACCAUCCCAACAUUGUCAAAUUAUUUGAGGUGAUUGAAACGGAGAAGACACUCUACUUAGUGAUGGAGUACGCCAGUGGUGGUGAGGUCUUUGACUACCUGGUGGCCCACGGUAGGAUGAAGGAGAAGGAGGCCAGGGCCAAGUUCAGGCAGAUUGUGUCUGCUGUGCAGUAUUGCCACCAGAGGAGGAUAGUUCACAGGGAUCUAAAGGCUGAGAACCUGCUUUUGGACGCUGACAUGAACAUCAAGAUAGCCGACUUUGGCUUCAGCAAUGAGUUCACUGUAGGCAGCAAGUUGGACACCUUCUGUGGUUCUCCGCCCUACGCUGCCCCAGAGCUUUUCCAGGGAAAGAAGUACGAUGGCCCCGAGGUGGACGUGUGGAGCCUCGGGGUCAUCCUCUACACGCUGGUCAGCGGAUCCCUGCCCUUCGACGGACAGAACCUAAAGGAGCUGAGAGAAAGGGUCCUGCGGGGAAAGUACCGCAUCCCCUUCUACAUGUCCACAGACUGUGAAAAUCUGCUGAAGAAACUACUGGUGCUCAACCCGGUCAAACGUGGCAGUUUGGAGCAAAUCAUGAAAGACCACUGGAUGAAUGUGGGUCACGAGGAAGAGGAGUUGAAGCCGUACAUUGAGCCAGAGGCGGACUUCAGUGACUCAACCAGAAUAGAGCUCAUGGUGACUAUGGGCUUCCCUAAAGAUGAGAUCACGGACUCCUUACAAAACCAGAAGUAUGAUGAUGUCAUGGCCACCUACCUGCUGUUGGGAAGAAAAGCUCCAGAGUUUGAGGGGAGCGAGCCCCUGACCAACAGCGUCCUGGCUCAGCGGCAGCGGCCGACCAGCGACAUCAACAACGGCUCUAGUAUUUCUCCCGCCCACCCCAAAGUCACGCGCAGCAUCUCGGCCAAUCAGAAGCAGCGCCGCUACAGUGAUCAUGUGGGCCCGUCUGUGCCGCCGGCGGUGUCGUACACGCGGCGUGGCCAGGCGCUGAGCGUGGAGAGUGACCACCGGGAGGAGUGGGACGGAGCUCGUCGGCUGGAGCUGAGCACUUCCAAGGGAGAUGUUCCUGCCUCGCCACUGGGAGUACAGGAGAGGAAGAAAACAACAAGUAGUGUGGGGACCAACGGCUCAAUGACUCGCAGGAACACGUACGUGUGUGAGCGCUCCUCUACUGACCGCUACACCGCUAUUCCCAACGGCAAAGACAGCAGUUUAACCGAAGUGUCGGGCAGCACCCCGUCGACCGCAGUGACCUCCACGAGACCUCGUCACAUCAAGUCCAUGUCAUCUUCAGGACACCCUUCAAAGAGCACACUGCCCCCUAUUGAUGACAACACAGAGUUGAAAUCCAGCUCCUCUCCUCGCGGUCCCUCCACCUCGCCCUCCGCACACAGUAUUAGCACCCCGGAGAAAAACCGCUUCCCGCGCGGCACCACCAGCCGCAGCACCUUCCACGGGGCGCAGCUGCGAGACCGCCGCAGCGCCACCUACAACGGGCCCCCGGCCUCGCCGACGCUAUCCCACGACACGGGCGCCCUCGCUCAGCAGCGGCGAGGCACCUCCACCGGGAUCAUCAGCAAGAUCACCUCCAAGUUUGUCCGCAGAGCACUCUCUUUCAGGUCCACGCGGAGGGUGCCCAGUGAGGGAGAGGCCAGUGCCAGGACAGAAGCACCAAGGAGCGCGUCGGGCGACCCCAAGGAGGACGGCGUCCGCGACUCCAAGCCGCGCUCGCUGCGCUUCACCUGGAGCAUGAAGACCACCUCCUCCAUGGAGCCCUCGGAGAUGAUGCGGGAGAUCCGCAAGGUCCUGGACGCCAACAGCUGCGACUACGAGCAGCGCGAGCGCUUCCUGCUCUUCUGCGUGCACGGCGACGCCCGCCAGGACAACCUGGUGCAGUGGGAGAUGGAGGUGUGCAAGCUGCCCCGCCUCUCGCUCAACGGCGUGCGCUUCAAGAGGAUAUCGGGCACGUCCAUCGCCUUUAAGAACAUCGCCUGCAAAAUCGCCAACGAGCUCAAACUGUGACGGCGUCUCAUCACUGGAUUCUCUCGGCACUGAAAAGGUCCUCGCCGCGCAUUAUCAGGGUGGCCUCGGCUGGUCGCGUGCAAUACUGGCCACGAAUGUACUCGCUGCAAAGGACCACAUCCUUCAUUUUGUUUCUUCCUCACGUCACCUUGACUCGUCCGUCCACGCCCUGGUUCAUCAUCAACAUGCAGUACACAGCUGGAGAUCCUGCAAUAACUUUUUUUUUAUUUUUUUUUUUUUUUUUUAAUUUUUUUUUU